AUGACUAAAUACGACGACGGAAGUACAGUGAAGCAGCUCUUCAAAGACCUGGUCCCUUCCCCAACGCUUUUGCUCACCUAUCCUAUGUUCAUGGCCAAUGCCCGGCUUUUGGUGUACAAGGACCCUGAGUUGAUGGCUAUGCGAAAGGUUCAGAAGAUUCGGAUGCCUCUGGUGUUGCACAAGAUGAAGGAUAUUAAACAUGUCUACGGUGUGGCCGCACUGUACCGAGGAGCUGAU
Molecule: messenger RNA, 237 nt
Organism: Perkinsus marinus ATCC 50983
Lineage: Eukaryota; Perkinsozoa; Perkinsida; Perkinsidae
Exons: 2
Source: RefSeq, a predicted model, not a curated record